GCCAUAAGCGCGGGUAAUACACUUACAUAAUCAAGUCACGCAACCACGUGAUUGCCCCACAGAAUCAGGCGCCGCAGCCAAACCUUAAUUCAUCGAACAGCUUUAGACGGCGCAGCUCAUUGCACAGUUCGUCGGAGCACAGAGGGUGAAAGGGCUUGUGGAUCGCUUCGGGACAGCCAUUGCCCCGUCGAUCCCAGUAUAUUGAUCCUGUCUACUUUUUAAAACCAAGGAUUUCUAGAGAACUUUGGUGAUCUCUCAAAGCCAAACAUGGCAACUGACGGGCAGGAGGAGAUGUACGAGGAGGAACAUGUUCAUCGGGUCUACCAAGAAAUUGCACAUCAUUUUUCAUCAACGAGGUACAAGGCUUGGCCAAUUGUAGAGCGAUUUCUGACCGAAUUGGCCCCCGGCUCCGUUGGGCUUGAUAUUGGCUGCGGUAAUGGUAAAUACCUGCCGGUGAACCCAAAUAUCUUUAUAAUAGCUUCAGAUAGAUCCGAGGCUUUAAUAAAAAUUGCGAGCAAGCAUCAGCCGCAUUCCACUGUAAUAGCUGAUAAUUUAAGUCUUCCCCACCCGAACGGAUGCUUUGAUUUUGCAAUUUCAAUUGCGGUGGUGCACCAUCUAUCGACCCGUGAGCGCAGAGUCAAGGCUGUUGAGGCCAUUCUUGAUACAUUAAAACCCCCUCAGGACAGCUUUGAAGGUGGUAAGGCCCUCAUAUAUGUUUGGGCUCUCGAGCAAAAGAACAGCCGGCGAGGUUGGGAUGCAGGUGAUGAACAGGACGUCAUGGUUCCUUGGGUGAGAAGGGGAAAAGGAUCUGACAAAUCUGCUGAAUCGACUCAGACGUUUCUCCGCUACUACCAUCUUUACCGAUCAAAUGAGCUAGAAGACGACAUAUGCGCAGCUGGUGGCCGUGUUCUGAACCACGGCUACGAGAAGGAUAACUGGUGGGCCAUUGCGACGCCACUCCCUCGAUGAGCAAAAGGUUAUGCUAGGAUUCAAUUUCUCCAUUGAGCAAGGAUUAUAUCGACCAUGAACUGAAAUGCAAAAUUAAUUUAAAUCCGAACUCGGGAAAAGAGCAAGAAAGACAAAAACACCAAAAUUAGGUUUACAUAAUAUGCUGUUCCCAGACCUUGCGAAUCUACCAUACCGAUUCCCGCGACCCCAACCCGCGCUAUGCAUACAUGCUAAGUAAAUAGACCCUUCCGCUUCCAUCGUCUUAUCGUCUGUGUGCUCGGGGCCUUGAUCCCCUUCGAAUCUGCGUCGGACCUGGCUCGGGGUGGAAUAGUGAAGAAGCCAUCGCUGGAUGAGGCUCACCCACCAUUUGUGAGGUGUAUGCAGGGAUUCCAGCAGUGAGCUCCGCCAACGAUGGGAGUUGGCUUGUGCUUAAGCGGUCUCGUCUCGAGAGGGUGUUUCGACGCGCUCUCGGCGAAGACUGCGUUGGGGGGGCGGAAAAUGAGAAUGGUGUUACUCCUGCUCGCUGUGCCAUCUCGGCUUCACCAAGUUGCCAGUGCAUGGCCUCUGCUGCUCUCCAAGGUAUAGCCAUUUCUUCGGCUAUCCUUGACCACAUUUCCUCCUUGAAUCUGCAUUUGGAUGUUAGCCAUAAUAAUCGAAGACCCCGGCCCUGAUUGCUGGUUUGGCACUU
Messenger RNA from Coccidioides immitis RS, 1636 nucleotides. Its product is annotated as tRNA methyltransferase. Gene Ontology annotation, molecular function: S-adenosylmethionine-dependent methyltransferase activity; tRNA binding. NCBI's taxonomy places the organism in Eukaryota, Fungi, Ascomycota, Eurotiomycetes, Onygenales, Onygenaceae. Gene Ontology annotation, cellular component: nucleus; cytoplasm. Gene Ontology annotation, biological process: tRNA wobble uridine modification. The record is from RefSeq and is a predicted model, not a curated record. The transcript is spliced from 3 exons. The coding region runs from base 268 to 969 and encodes 233 amino acids.